Closterium sp. NIES-67 is the source of this 1246-nucleotide messenger RNA. The record is from the annotation of a GenBank genome assembly. Lineage: Eukaryota; Viridiplantae; Streptophyta; Zygnematophyceae; Desmidiales; Closteriaceae.
CUGCAUUCCCUUCCAUAAGUGGUCCUACCUGAUCAGCUCAUUUCCUUCCUCCCAGCCAGCAUGGCCGCACGCACUACCCAGGCGGCUCUCCUAGCGACCGGCGUGCAUUCCACGCUGCUCUCGCCGUCCUUCCCAUCGCUGCGGUCCUCCCGCGUGGCCGUGCUGCCGUCGGCGCGCCAACGUCGCCCCCUCGCAACGGGAGUCGACGCUCAUCGGGCGAGUGCGCUUGCGCGCCGAGCCUCUGCAUCUGGGGUAGUGAGAGCAGUCAGAUCCGACGUAACGCCCCCCCGUGGAUCUGCUCCGCUCGCCGUGGCUGGGGAAGAUUGCGAUGUCGCGGCGUCCGCCAGUCAUGCAUGGCCACGUGGCCGCAUUGUUUCCGCUGUAGCGGGCGCGUUGGUCGCAAUUCAUCUGGCCGCCGCGACUCCCAUGGAUGCGCUCGCCGCUGCCUAUAGCGCCGCCCAACCGUCAGUGGUGGCGACGGUGGCAGCAGAGUCGCAGUCGCCGUAUGCCCGCGCGCAGGAGGAUCAGGGCGACGACGUGGGGCUGCUGGACGGGCGCAUCCGCCCCUGCCCCCUAGCAGUGAACCCUAACUGUGUCUCAACGUCCUCUCUAAGCCUCGCCUACUCGCCGCCCUGGACUGUGCCGUCCUUGACUGCUGCCACAGCUGUGCAGAGAUUGGAGGGCGUCCUUCUCUCCUCUCUCAAGAACCCAGCCAUUGAGGAGUCAGUCGAUCUCCCAGAUGGAGGGCACUACAUAAGGGCCAGAACGGACGGCCUGUUUGGGCGCGACACUAUCGAAUUGUUACUGCGCGACGACAAUGUAUUAUAUCGCUCUAUAGCGGGGCGUGUGGUGUACAUAUACCCGUUUACCACUCCGCUAACAGACUUUGACGCACAGAGGAAGAGGAUGGAUGCGCUUGGGAAGGAGCUUGGUUGGCUGCAGGAAUACGAGUACGAGACAGAGUUUGAAAUGGAGUAUUGAAUAGAGUAAUUAGACGCAUGCGUACUGUUAGAGCGUGUUCCGAUGGACCUUGUCCCAGGCUAGCCUCUUCCCAGAUUCGCUGCACGCCUGAGAACGUAUUUGCAGAACCACGUUUGAGACACAUUCCUUCUCAGAUUCGCAUUCCGGGGUUUGGGUUCUACAACAGGAAAACCUAACGUCGAAAUUGCGCUGUACAGACUGUUAGAAUACUAGAAUAAUAGAAACAAGAGAGUGCAGGGAAGAUAUAGGGUUUAUUUGUACCCUC